Molecule: messenger RNA, 1646 nt
Organism: Coregonus clupeaformis (lake whitefish)
Lineage: Eukaryota; Metazoa; Chordata; Actinopteri; Salmoniformes; Salmonidae
Product: claudin-7-A-like
Exons: 4
Coding region: 934-1581 (215 amino acids)
Biological process (GO): bicellular tight junction assembly; cell adhesion
Cellular component (GO): bicellular tight junction; plasma membrane
Molecular function (GO): structural molecule activity
Source: RefSeq, a predicted model, not a curated record
CUGAACUGUGGACCUGCACAAUGCAAUCUGAUUGGUGGAUAUUUUGGUAUCACUUAAAACACUUAAAGCAUCCAGGUAUAAUGUUAUAAGCAUGCAUAAGCCUUUAUAUUGUUAUUAACAAGACUGAUCAAUUUGUUUCUCUGUAUAAAAAUACAGAAAUGUAAAACAUACAGUAUAUAUGACUACAAGGAGAGGCAUCCCUCACUGGAAAACAAAUUCUAAGAAAAAGUUAAUUAUUGUCAUUUGGCAAACUGUUGAAUGUAAAAGAUGAACCUGAUGUGUCUACAGGCAGUUCCAGGGGCAAAUGUACAAACAGUUUAAUCUUUUCAAUAAUGUGGGGGGUGAUUUUCUCAAUGGAUAAGGCCUGAGAAACAGCAACACCUGUCAGCUAAGCAACGCUGGCAUUCUGAAACUGAACAAAUAGUUACCGUCAGCCCGGUAGGAACUGUACCGUUGUUUUUACAGUACCAACUUGCUCGAGAAACAACUAUAGCUUCCCUGGAAUGAAGAAGUAGCCUGGCCAAUAGGCGUGACAUAACGGUAAGGGCCCCAGGAGGAGGGGAUGCGAGAAGAUACCUCUCACGCAUCACCGGGCACCGUGACGGGACACACACACCCCCUCGCGCGCCCUCAUGCAGAAUUAAAAUCCCCCUUCCCGCACACUCAGCACUACAGUAUUCAAGGUGCGGCUCGAACUAUAACAGCUGGAAAGGAGAUCAAGAACAACUUUUUCACAGCUCAGAGAUUGUGUUUACUGAUGCUAUUCUGCCGCAUAAAAUGAAGAUAGGUAAACCUUGCAAAGAUAGACUGCAAUAAGAGAACUGUUGUGUGCCUUUGGACACACACACAAAAAAGGAUUCUUAGUUUUUUCGCCAAAAUAAACUUAUUUACUUACUCAUUAAAAAAAUAAUCGACAAUCUAUUUUUUUUCAAGAUGGCAAACUCGGGAAUUCAACUUUUAGGAUUCUUCCUGUCACUCGUCGGUGUCAUUGCACUUAUCGUGGGGACCAUUCUUCCACAGUGGAAGAUGUCUGCGUACAUAGGAGACAACAUCAUAACGGCGGUUGCCAUGUACCAAGGACUAUGGAUGUCAUGCGCUUUUCAGAGCACAGGGCAGCUCCAAUGUAAAAUAUAUGACUCAAUCCUGCAGCUAGACAACACUCUCCAGGCCACCCGUGCCCUGAUGAUUGUUGGCAUCAUCGUAUCCAUUGCUGGGCUGGGCGUGGCCACCAUGGGCAUGAAGUGUACCACCUGUGGAGGGAACAACAAAGUGCGCAAGUCUCGCACCGCCAUGACUGGAGGCAUCAUCCUACUGGUUGGAGCUCUGUGUGCGUUAGUGGCCUGCUCGUGGUUCGCUCACAAUCUCAUCCGGGCCUUCUAUAACCCAUAUACUCCUGUCAACACCAAGUUUGAGUUUGGGGCAGCCAUCUUCAUCGCCUGGGGGGGUUCUUUCCUGGACGUGCUGGGGGGAGCCAUGCUGGCAUCUUCCUGCCCCAGGAGUAAAAAGCCGGUGCUCAAAUACCCUGUCAUGAGUGGCGUGAGUGCCCGCUCACCCUCCGGCAGCACCAAGGAGUACGUGUGAGCUAAAUAAAUCAUGCUGCCAGAUUAUAAUGAGAUUUACAGAAAUUGUUGUGAGGUUUACAGACA